AUUUGUGUAAUUUGUUUUUUGGUACAUCUGUGAAAAAAAAUGAAUUGUGAAAGUGUUCCCAUUUGUACGUUAUCUGUAAAAAGCUGUCAAUAUAUGCAAUUGAUAGAAUUAUUCACAAAUUUGUAUCAAGUAAAACCAAAGUUUUUUGUACGUGUUCCUGGAAGGGUGAACUUAAUAGGAGAACAUAUAGACUAUUGCGGAUAUUCGGUAUGCCCAAUGGCAUUAGAUCAAGAUGUUUUAUUGGCUGUUUCUAUAGAUACUGAUAAGAUGUUACACUUACAUAAUACUGAUCCAAAAUUUGAGAAUUAUGAAUGUUCUAUUGAUAACAUAGAGAUUAAUAUUAAGGAAAAAGUGCCUCAUUGGUAUCAGUAUUAUCUUUGUGGUGUCAAAGGUAUCUUAGAUAUUUUGCCGAACGAUGUAAAUUUAACAGGAAUGAAAGUUGUAGUAAGCGGUAAUGUGCCACAAAGUGCUGGACUUUCUAGUAGCAGCGCUUUGGUUAGCGCAGCCGCUUUGGCAACAGCUCAUUCUCACAAGUUAUCUAUAUCCAAAGAAAAGAUGGCAAAUCUUUGUGCAGAUUGUGAGCGUUAUAUAGGAACACAAGGAGGAGGUAUGGAUCAAGCUAUUGCAUUCUUAGCAAAUGAAGGUUGUGCGAAACAUAUAGAAUUCAACCCCUUACGAUCAACAGAUGUUACUUUGCCUGGAAGGGCGACUUUCGUAAUUGCACACAGUUUAAUUAGUAUGAAUAAAGCAGCAACCGCAGAUUUCAACUGUAGAGUGAUUGAGUGCCGAUUAGCAGCACAGAUAUUGGCAUAUAAACGAGGUGUUGAUUGGACGAAAAUAAAGCGUCUAUCGGAACUUCAACAGUCUCUAUCUCUUAAUCUCUCCCAGAUGAUAUCCCUCGUCGAAUCGACUUUACACGAACAGCUUUAUACUAUGGAUGAGAUCGUGACCGAACUUGGAACGUCUUUUCAGGCGCUCGAAGCGACAUCUCUCACGCCUAACACGAAACAGAUCAAAACUUUCAAACUGCGACAAAGAGCGUUACAUGUUUUUAAUGAGGCUCUUAGAGUGAAAACAUUUAUAGAAGUGUGUUCCAGAGGUAACGCGGAAGGCGAUGGAUCCAACGAUCAAGUUUUACCGACGUUAGGACGACUCAUGUCAGAAAGCCAUGAAAGCCUCAAAGAACUAUACGAGUGUAGCCAUCCUCAAUUGGACAGGUUAGUGGAAUUAUCGAAAAACUACACUUUCGGUACAAGAUUGACAGGAGCAGGCUGGGGCGGGUGUACAGUAUCACUAUUAUCUCCAGAAAACGUUGAAAAAUACAUGGAUUUCUUGAAAGAAAACUAUUACAAGGAGCUGGGAAUUGUGGAAGGAUUUUCAUCAAUUCUAUUUGCCACUGCUCCUCGGGGAGGAGCUUGUAUUUACGUUUGAAAACACUUCUGUUAUCGACUGAGUUGUCGGAAUCAGGAAAAGUAAAUAAAUUUUCAGCCUAUAGGACAACUUUAAUUUCCUGGAACAUAAUUUCAUGUUAGACAAGGUUGUUUGGAAUGAAAUGAAAUGAAAUUAAUAAAAUUUCAAAAAUUAGAAAAGAGUACAAGAUUGUAAUUAUAAUUCCAUAUCAAAUCAUAUAUCAUACUUUUCUACUAAACACACUGUUAACACUACCACUGCAAACAUAUACACUGCCUGACGCACGGUUCAAUAACCAAGUUAUCGUCUUCAUAGACUGAAAAUGAACUUCUUUCCUUACUUUCACCAACACUCACAAUUACACUGCUUGACCUGUGUUUCGAUAACCAAGUUAUCGUCUUCAAAGACUUAAAAAAAACUUCCUUCUCUGAAAACGUUAACUUGGGUAUCAAAACGCGCGUCAGAGUGUGUAAUUAUGAGUGUUGGUGUAGUGGUAGUGUAAACAGUGUGUUCAUUAUGAAUAUCACCAACGGUUCCAGAAAUGUCAACUUAAAUUUCUUUCUUGGAUGGAGAGUCUGCUUUCCAGAUUUUUUUAUUCCUGGCAUCUUCCUUUUCCUUCAAUGUUGUUGCUUCAUUAUCCCAACCCUGCCAAUCCAUUCUUGGUGUUUCUCUUCGCUUUUUCCUCGUUUAUAUACCUCCACUAUUCUCUGUAUUUUUUAACUUAUUCAUUAUUUGUUCCUACUAACCAGCUGCGCUACAACUCGUUACGAUUUUUAAUCGUUUGAAAUAGGGUUGCGCCAACUCGGGACGAAAAUAUUUCAGGUGAACGAAAAGGUAGUCAAAGUACAUAAUCGUACGGGAUUCGGUCAGAUUAUUACCUGGAAUUCCUACUUUGUAAAGUAGGAAAAGCUAAAAACCCCAAUAUUGCCACUAUCCUUUGUCAAAUUAAAAUAAUAAAUUCGUUUGGGUUUGUGACAAUUUGAAAAUGGCGUUUGUAGUAGAUUUCAUGCUAAGUUAUCGGGGAAAUAAAUUGCUUGUAAAUAAUAAUUUUAGAUUUAAAAAAGUGGCGCAAUUCUUUGGAGCUGCUCAGUAAAAGGGUGUAAAUCAAAGACCUGCAAAUAUAGUAAAUUCGAAAUUGUUGAAUCAUUGUAUAAGGAGCAUUCAACUAUAAGAGAUAUAAACUUAAUUCGCCGCCCCAUUGAUAGAAAUCGCUUUAAGAUUACCUGAAAUAUCCCAAAACACAUAAACGAAUUUGCUUUUACUCAAGAGACAGAGAGAUUAAGAAAAUAUUUACGUAACUUCUCAUCGGUUUCUUUCAUUGUUCAUUCAGGUAUUAAAAAUUAUGUUUUAUUAAAACUUUUUUCUCCAUAUUCACCCAACAACGAAAACAAUGUUUGUAUGAGUACCUGUAAGAUUAAUAUAAAAGUUUGACAGGUGACAUCAGAAACAAGUGUUUUUUUUAUUUAUUAUUAUAUUAUAAUUUUUUCACUGAAUUGCAUCAAUUCUAGUUUUGUACUUACUCUAUUUUAUCCAGUUCUGUGAUCCAUAUAUUAUUGUGGGGUCAGUUAUUACAUAUUAUGUAUUCUUCUUCUAAUAUCUACCUACCUGUUUGAUUACUUUUCAAGUUUUU
Diorhabda sublineata is the source of this 3040-nucleotide messenger RNA. RefSeq names its product N-acetylgalactosamine kinase. The coding region runs from base 40 to 1431 and encodes 463 amino acids. Gene Ontology annotation, molecular function: ATP binding; galactokinase activity. Gene Ontology annotation, biological process: galactose metabolic process; carbohydrate phosphorylation. Gene Ontology annotation, cellular component: cytosol; cytoplasm. The transcript is spliced from 8 exons. NCBI's taxonomy places the organism in Eukaryota, Metazoa, Arthropoda, Insecta, Coleoptera, Chrysomelidae. The record is from RefSeq and is a predicted model, not a curated record.